Molecule: messenger RNA, 1617 nt
Organism: [Torrubiella] hemipterigena
Lineage: Eukaryota; Fungi; Ascomycota; Sordariomycetes; Hypocreales; Clavicipitaceae
Source: the annotation of a GenBank genome assembly
AUGCAGCUAGCACUCCUUGCUUCUCUACUAAGCGUAGGUGGUGUUUACGCCAACCAGCUACGCUUGGCUCGCCAUGUGCAAUCGCGAGGAGUGCCAGACGCUGCUCGUGGCUUUGAGAUUCAUACCAUCGAUAUGCCGAUCAACCACUUCCCCUCAUCCAGUCGAUACGCGCCGGACCCAAACACGACCUUUAAACAGCGAUACGUCUUCGACAGUACCUACUACAAGCCCGGCGGACCAGUAUUUCUAUACAUUGGAGGUGAAACAUCAGUAGAAAGCCGCUUCAGUAACCUCGCUAGCGGUAUCAUCAAAGUUUUGAUGUCCAGAACAAAUGGCUUGGGCGUAAUUCUCGAGAAUCGCUACUACGGGGAAAGCUUUCCCUUUGCGACAACUAGUACUGAUGAGCUGCGCUUUUUGACUAAUGAACAAACCAUUGCCGAUAACGCAUACUUUGCCCAGCAUGCACAGUUUCCUGGUGUCAAUUCAACUUCUAUCAAUGCCCCUCAGACCCCGUGGAUCUUGUAUGGAGGAAGUCUCGCAGGUGCGCAGACAGCUUUCUCAUUGAAGCAGUAUGGCGGUGACGACGGUGUUCUCUGGGGUGGCAUUGCUAGUUCCGCAACUACCAAAGCUUCGCAUACAUACGCUGAAUGGUAUGAUCAAUACCAAAGAUAUGGCCCUCAGGACUGCAUUGGCUAUCUGAACGGCAUUGUCAGCACCAUUGACAAAGUCUUUGACUAUGGAAGCGCCGCGGAUAUAAGAGAAAUGAAGUCACUUUUCGGGCUCGAAGCGCUAACAGACCAUCGCGAUUUCGCCAUGACAAUUGCGUUUCCAUUAGGAGGCCCCGACAGUUACCCUACCGCUACCUGGCAAGAGCUUAACUGGGUACCAGGGCACAGCUCAAACCAAAUUUUCAAUUUCUGCAGCAAUAUUACCAACGAUGAGGCCCCCGAGUCUAUACGCUCAGUAGACUUGGCGCUAUCCAAGUAUACGAAUGGUGAACCGCUACCUGGACUUGGAAACUAUGCAGACUAUAUCAGAAAGCAUAUUGUACCUCUGUGUAAGAGCGGGGAAAUCGGAAGCAGCGCCUGCUUUGGAACACAAAAUGCGACGUACUGGGCAAAUACAGAAAACGGUGACGACAGGAGCUAUCUCUACACUACCUGCACAGAAUCUGGAUUGUACCAGGUUGCAAACACUGAUGGUCCUUCCCUAGUGGCAAAUGUUUUGCAGGCCGAUUAUACCCAGCAAUGGUGCAACUGGGCGUUCCCUGAGGGAGAGUAUAAUAGUAUACCUUCCAAACCUGAUAUUUCACAAUGGAAUGACUAUGGUGGUUAUAGCGUCGAGGCUGACCGCCUUGCUCAUAUUGAUGGUGAGCAAGAUGUUUGGGUCAACGUUUGCUAUCACUCUCCACAUGCGCCAAAGCGAAGGACAACUAACGCAAGGGACGCAUUCCUCAACCCGCAUUACUUAAUUACUGGAGCAGGUCAUCACUGGGACAGCUAUGCUCUGCCAAAUCUAGAGGAUGAGCCGCAGUUUAUUCGAGAAGCACAUAAAUGGGAGAUCCGUGUGGUAAAGCGCUGGCUAGCAGACUUUGCUAAACGGAAACACAUCUCUUAG